AUGAAGAGAGAUCGCUCCGAGAAUUCAGUUGAAAAUACAUCCGACCCUAAGCACUCAAAAAUCGAAAAUGAUGACCCCCUCAUACCGUUCAUGAAGGAUUUCGAAGACAUCCAAAAGGACAUCGAGCAACUGGACAUCAAGUGUGCGCACGAGCAGAUGAACAUUCAGAAGCAGUAUGACGAGAAAAAGAAACCUUUAUUUGAAAAGAGAGACGAAAUAAUUGAAAAGGUUCCAGGCUUCUGGGCCAACACCCUAAGGAAACAUCCUGCACUAAGCGAUAUAGUACCAGAGGAUAUUGACAUUUUAAACUGCUUAGUGAAAUUAGAUUUGAAGGAUAACAUGGACAAUAAUGGGUCAUACAAAAUUACUUUCACUUUUAAUGAAAAGGCAAAGGAAUACAUGGAACCUCUAACCCUUGUGAAGCAUGUCACAUUUGAUAAUAAUCAGGAGAAAGUUGUGGAGUGUACUAGAAUAAAAUGGAAGGAUGGAAAAAAUCCCAUAGCAGCUGUAUCCAAUAAUAGAUCUGACCUAGAUAAUGAAAUGCCUAAGUGGUCUAUCUUCGAAUGGUUUACCACAGAGGAGUUACAAGAUAAACCAGAUGUGGGGGAGUUGAUACGAAGAGAAAUUUGGCACAACCCCUUGUCCUAUUAUCUUGGUCUGGAAGAUUUUGAUGAUUUCGAUGAAGAUUUUGAUGAGGAAUUUGACGAUGACGAUGAUGAAGAUGAUGAUGAUGAGGAUGAUGAGGAUGAAGAUGAUGAUGAGGAGGAGGAGGAUGAGGAAGACGAUAAGGACGACGAUGAUGAAAAAGAUGAUGAUGAUAUGGAUGGAGAUGAUGAUGGGAAGGACGACGAGAAUGAUGACUAG
This is a messenger RNA of Plasmodium fragile, 864 nucleotides long. Its product is annotated as aspartic acid-rich protein. Lineage: Eukaryota; Apicomplexa; Aconoidasida; Haemosporida; Plasmodiidae. Gene Ontology annotation, molecular function: chromatin binding; histone binding. Gene Ontology annotation, cellular component: chromatin; nucleus. The record is from RefSeq and is a predicted model, not a curated record. Bases 1 to 864 code for a protein of 287 amino acids. The transcript is spliced from 3 exons. Gene Ontology annotation, biological process: protein tetramerization; nucleosome assembly.